Molecule: messenger RNA, 3863 nt
Organism: Micropterus dolomieu (smallmouth bass)
Lineage: Eukaryota; Metazoa; Chordata; Actinopteri; Centrarchiformes; Centrarchidae
Product: protein Wiz-like
Exons: 9
Coding region: 210-2543 (777 amino acids)
Biological process (GO): regulation of transcription by RNA polymerase II
Cellular component (GO): nucleus
Molecular function (GO): DNA-binding transcription factor activity, RNA polymerase II-specific; RNA polymerase II cis-regulatory region sequence-specific DNA binding
Source: RefSeq, a predicted model, not a curated record
GGCACGGCCCCGGUACUUUUAUUUUGAAAAAACACGACACAGGGAAUAUUUGUACCAUUACUUCAGCUAAGCUUGUCAAUGGGAGUGAUACUGAUGCACUGAGGCAGAUUGUUCUGGCUUGAGGAUUGAAAAUUUAAAACAUCCUCUUCAACACGGAAUCCGCUGGAAAUCAACUUUCUCAUCCCUCUAAAUAAACAGUAUCAGCAGCCAUGGAUUCACAAGCAACCCCACAGCCAAUCAUGUGUGAGGUCUGUGGAACUUACUUUGAGACAAGACGAGGACUCUCCAACCAUGCCCGCCUCCAUCUACGGCAGCUCGGUAUAACAUCAGAAAACAGCGGAGCUCCCAUUGACCUCCUCUACCAGCUCAUCCAGGAGAGAGAUGGCCCCCUGCCUGAUUUCAAAGCAGACUCUUCUGUACCUGGGUUGACCCCUCUCAAAAAAUCAUCCCAGCAGGAGUCCAAGACGUCGUCCGUACCAGAGGACAGGAGUGAUUCCUUCAAAGAAGGGAGUAGGGUCAUGUCAACUCCGCAAAAGAAGGAUCACGAGGGAUCUCCAGCCAGACUGAAAGAUGCAACAACCUCUCUCCUCCCAUCAUCCCCCUCUGGUCUUAGGCUGGUUGCAUCUAGUGCAAGUGAAGGCAGCAGUUCAUCUUCCUUAGAGCGCCAAACCACAACAAAGCCACUGUGGGCGCCGCUUGAAACUGACGCCCCCAUCACCCUAGACACCAACGAUGAGGUCCAUGUUUGCCAGCUGUGUGGCUGCUGGUACGAGACACGCAAAGGCCUGGCCAGUCAUGCUCGGGCCCAUCUGCGCCACAUUGGAAUCCCUGACAGUGAGAUCAAGGGCAGCCCCAUUGAUCUUCUUUACAAGAUCAUGGAGGAGGAAGACCUCAAGCCUAUCAGCAGUGAACAACACAAGGAGCUCACCUCAAACAGUCCGCCUAGAUCCUCUUCCAAACGUCCCUCCAGUCUGUCCUCUCCGCCGGCAUCUCCUCCAAGCAAACAGUCUAAAACCUCAGAGGAGUGUACCUGUAUUCUGUGCGGGGAGGAGUUUGAGAAUCGUAAAGGCCUGGCCUGCCACGCACGCGCUCAUCUGCGUCAGAUCGGAGUGGUUGACCUGCUGGGGAAAAGCUCUGCAAUUGACACUGUUAGGGAACUUGUCAGCAGUGGCAUGCUAGAAGCCAUACACCCCCUCAAAACAAACUGUACAGGGAGCUCAUCUGCAGCGCCAUCACCUGCAAGCCAAUCACAAACCUCAUUUCUCUCCACAUCCCUCACUCAGUCUCCUCAAAUUCCUGUUAACAAGGCGCCAAAGGCUAAGAAAGGCUUUCGGCUUGCAGUGGACCCCCUUUACAGGAAGCCCAAGUCUGAGCCUGUGGAGGUAGAGGUGUCUGUUCAGCCCAAGGGAUCAAGCACUAACAGCAAUUCUCCCAAGCAGAAGUCACCCGCUGCUGCUGCUUCAAAGCCUCUCAAUGCAGUGUCCUCCACAGACGUCCCGUCCCUGCCAACAGUCCUUUGCGAUUACUGUGGCCAGCUGUUUGAGACACGCAAAGCCCUGUCUUGCCACGCCCGUGCCCACCUGCGCCAGCUCGGCCUCACCUGGUCGAUCAAAACAUCACCGAUUGAUCUCCUCAAAGAGGUCAUGAUGCAGGGUGAAGAAGGCAAGAAAGAGUCUGUGCGCAGCGGGUCAUCAGGCAAAGCCACGUGGACCCCUCAAGGCUCCAGAAGGUCCCUGGACAGCCUCCAGUCAAGGGACCCAUCCACCAACUCCUGCACCUCACCUCUCGAUUAUUCCAUGAAAGAGAAAUCCCCGUCUGGCAAGAGUGGGGCCUCACACGCCGACACAUCAUGUGAGCUUUGUGGGUUUGAAUUUGAAAACCGGAAGGCCCUGGCCAGUCAUGCGCGGGCCCACCUCCGACAGCUAGGAAUCAUAGAAUGGAAAGCAGACGGAGCGAGUUCACCUAUCGAACUCCUCAGUGAGUUGAUCCGGAAGGACCCAGAAAAGGUGGCAGCGAUAACCCAGCGCUAUCGUAUGGGGGACCUUUUCAUCAAGAAGAGAAAUGCUGCUUCGCCAUGUCUGUCUACAGACUCUGACUCUGUGCCUGGCAGCAGCCUGCGGCAUUCGGUGCAGCACUCAGGUGUGACUGCUGGCUCAUCCAGACAAUCGCAAGGACACACACGGACUAUUGGAGCGCACAGGGACCCUGGUGUGCGCUCCCCAAGGGGGCUCCAUCCACCAAAACAUGUAGUGACCGCACGGGGAAAUAAUCAGGACACCAAUUCCCACCAACCAUCACGGUCAGGCAGCAUCCCGGCUAUGCUGCCGAAGCCCCCACUAACACCACUGGUCAAACUGGUGGGCAAAAUCUAUUCCCUCAAGUGCAGGUUCUGUCAAGAAGUCUUUCAUGGACCUCUGUCUGUUCAAGAGCAGUGGAUCACACACCUGCAGAAACACAUCCUGUCACUGGGCUACAAAGGCAAAGCAUCUCCUCCAGCUGCACCAGUGGCUGCUCCAGCACUUGUCGACCCAGUAGCUGUCUAGUCCACGAAAUCUUUUUGUAGUAAACAUUAAAAAAGGUCGUCAUUUUCCAGUGUCAUGUCUGAGGAUCGUCUUGAUGUCUAUUUUGAGGUGACAAAUUGUGAGAAAAUUUGAUGUUCACUUUUUGUCCCAGAGAGGGCAUACAUGAGCCAUAUGAGGAAAGCAGCAGAACAAAAUCCACUCAGGUAAAAUCCAACAGAAAGUUUUUUGGAAAGAAUAUCCAAAGACAGUUCAUCCCUCAUUUUGAUGGUCAGUGCUUUUCUCCUCCUGCUCACAAUUCCUUCCAUUGUACUGAUAAUGUGUUGCUACGUGAGUUUCCCACACUGAGAGAAUGUUGAUAAGUGAUUUUCACUUUUUUUUUUUUUUUUUUUUUUUGUCUUACUGAAUAGACUGCCAUGGUCGCCAUUUUCACUGUGAUAUACUUUGUCUCCUUUAUAAGCCUUUCAAGGGAGUCUUGUUUUAUACGUUGCAUAUACAAGUGUUUUACUAUAAAUCAGGAAGGAUUACAUUUUCUUUUUACAAAUGGUAAUGUUUUUGAAUGACACAACAAUGAUACCAGAAAGAUGCAUAUAGUAAUUUGAAUCCAACUGGUGACAACUUGAUUCAAACUAAGGCCAUCGAUAACAUAAAUGUCCUAAAAAGCAUCAACCGUCUUGAACACAGAGACAUUGUGUUUCCGUUUGUUGCCAUUUACUUCAGGUAUAACUACUAAACAUGUACUGUUUUUCUGGUCUUUUUUACCUUUCUUUUUUAACACUUAUUAUGUAAAUUAAAAUAUGUCUUGUAUAUGGCCAUAUAGUGUGUGAAAGAUUAAAAUCAAAAUCAAUUUACUACAACCUGCGUUUCACCAGCAGCUGCGGCACUCACUGUGAGAAUAUGCAAAUACAGUGUGUCCACAUUGCAAUUACAUGUACAUGUCUAUGAAUAUAAUCCAAUAUAUUGAACAAGUUUCCAUGUAUUCUGCACAGUCUGUCACGUCUCCAUUCACCAGCAUUCAUUGUUGUAUCUCCUCAUUUACAUUGUGUUUUCCUUUUGCUGUGUCUGCUAUCCCCUUUUAUUUAAGAUUUGUUUUUAAAGACAUCUUUGGGGAGCUGACAUAGAUUUCUUUUACCACUCUUGUUUUUUUUUCUUCGCACCUGCUCAUUAAUAGCUCUCGUCUUUGGUCAAUGUCUAGGCCACAAGAGCACCCUGUCAAAUGUUUUUGUUGUUCAGCUUUGAGCUCUUGACAGCCAUUGCAGUUGUGUCACACUCACCACUAUAUGUGUAAAUUUAAUUAAUGUACAACAAUAAAUAAAUUAGAUGGCUUGUUUAGUCACAAAAUGA